AUGUUCAAAGAUCAAUCAGGAAGGAACGUAGAGGCCUACGUGGAUGAUAUAAUUGUAAAGAGCCUUACGGAGGAGACACACGCCCAAGACCUAGAAGAGACCUUCUCAGUCUUAAACAAAUUCAGAAUGAAGCUCAACCCAGCCAAGUGCGCCUUUGGAGUCAGAGCAGGUAAAUUCCUAGGAUACCUGAUCAGCCAACGGGGAAUAGAGGCUAACCCUGAAAAGAUCCAAGCUAUAGCAAACAUGAAGGCUCCGCAAAACAUCAGAGAAGUGCAAAAGUUGAACGGCCGUGUCACAGCACUGGGACGCUUCAUCUCUUCAUCGGCUAAAAAAUGUUUACCAUUUUUUAAGCAACUAAGGAAUAUGAAAAAAUUCACUUGGAAUGAAGAAUGCCAGAAAGCAUUUGAAAAUCUGAAGUCUUUCCUGACUCAACCACCACUACUGAGCAGACCCAUCACGGGAGAGACGCUAUACCUAUACCUCUCAGUAGGGAAAGAGACAAUCGCAUCCGUCCUAGUCCGAGAAGAAGGGGAAGAACAACAACCUAUCUACUAUGUAAGCAGGACGCUUAAAGGCGCAGAGCUCAACUACCCAACCAUUGCCAAGUUGGCGUUAGCGGUAGUGGUUACGACGAAGAAGCUCAAACCAUACUUCCAAGGGCACACAGUCAUUGUCCGGACAAACCAACCUUUACGCAAAGCUCUCCAUCUCCCGGAAACAUCUGGGAGGCUAGUAAGCUGGUCGGUACAGCUGGGAGAACACGAUAUCAGGUACGAACUAAGAAAGACGCUGAAGGCACAAGCACUGGCAGAUUUUGUCGCAGAAAUGACUGAGAAACCACCUGACGCAGUCGCAGAGGACAUAACCUGGAACCUGUUCGUGGACGGAGCUUCCAGUGAACAGGGGGCUGGAGCAGGAAUAGUGUUACUUGGACCUCAGAAGGUAGUCAUAGAGCAUGCAGUACAUCUGAAGUUUAGAGCUACGAACAAUGUGGCAGCAGAAUAUGAGGCCUUUCUAACAGGGCUCACAUUAGCGAGAGAAGUAAAAGCAGAAAAGCUGAGGAUCCACAGUGACUCCCAGCUGGUCACAAGUCAGAUCUUGGGCCAAUUCCAGACGAAAGACGCAAACAUGGCAAAAUACAUGGAAAGAGCAAAGGCGGUGCUAAAGGAAAUAGAAAGGAAUGGCGGGCAAUGGGAGAUAAUCCCAAUACCCAGAGAAAGAAACACACGGGCAGACGCCCUGGCAAAGGCAGCUGCGGCAAAAAGUCCUAUGUAUCUCUCACUCUACAUGAAGGAGGAGAGGGUAAGUCCCAUGAUAGACGAGAAAGAAAUUUUGCCGAUCACAGAGAUGGAUUCUUGGAUGCAACCCAUAGUUGCAUACCUGAAUGACGGAAUAGUCCCAGAAGGGAGAGAAGAAGCAGCCAAAUUGGUGCGAAUAUCGUCCGUCUACUCCAUGAUAGAAGGUACAUUGUACCGGACCUCGGUCACACACCCAUGGUCCAAAUGCAUUUCGGUGGAAGAGGGAGCCUAUGUACUGAAGGAGAUCCAUGAAGGAGAAUGUGGAGCACAUGAGGGAGCAGCCUCUCUGAGAAGGAAAGCACUACUCAUGGGGUACUAUUGGCCAACUAUGAAGAAAGACGCAGAAACAAUGGUGAAAAAAUGCGACAAGUGUCAAAGAUUUGGCACAAUCAUAAGAACUCCAGCAGCCCACCAAUCAGCAAUUGGAAGUCCAUGGCCUUUCAUGACAUGGGGAGUGGACAUACUGGGACCAUUCACCCCAGCUAGAGGACAAGUCAAAUUUAUUGUGGUUGCGGUAGAUCAUUUCACCAAGUGGAUGGAAGUGCAACCAAUGAGCACCAUAACGUCCCAGAAGAUCAUCAACUGGCUUUCAAACGAAGUCAUAAGCAGAAUACUAAUACGUAACAAGUUUGAGACACCACAUACCCUAGUCACAGACAACGGGAAACAGUUCGAUUGCGCAAAGUUCAGGGAAUACUGCGCCGAGUUAGGGAUCAACUUGAAAUUUACUUCCGUAGCCCAUCCGCAGACCAACGGACUCACAGAAGUAACCAACCGCACUAUGCUAUCCGGAAUCAAGAAGAGACUCGGAGAUUUGAAAGGGAGAUGGAUAGACGAGCUAUACCAUGUCAUAUGGGCUUAUAGAACAACUCCCAGAAGGGCCACAGGAGAAACACCUUUCCGACUCACUUACGGAACAAAGCUUGUCCUCCCUGUAGAAAUGGGAAUGCCCACACUAAGGGUACAAGUCAUAGACGAAGAGCGCAAUGAAGAAGCAUUGAAGCUGUGCUUGGAUCUACUAGAUGAGAGAAGGCACCAAGCAGCCAUACGCGCAGAAGCUUAUCGCAGACAAAUGACUAGGUAUCAUAAUGCCAGAGUCAAAGAACGAAGCCUGUCAGAAGGAGACUUAGUCCUUCGAAAAGCAGAGAUAGGGAAAGGAGCGGCAGGAGUAGGAAAACUCAAGCCCAACUGGGACGGUCCUUACCGAGUCACAGAAGUCGUAGGAAAAGGAGCAUAUAGAAUAGCUCAGUUAGAAGGCACGCCACUGCCUAGAACCUGGAAUAUCGAGAAUUUGAAGAAAUAUUUCCAGUGA
Molecule: messenger RNA, 2610 nt
Organism: Mercurialis annua (annual mercury)
Lineage: Eukaryota; Viridiplantae; Streptophyta; Magnoliopsida; Malpighiales; Euphorbiaceae
Exons: 3
Coding region: 1-2610 (869 amino acids)
Biological process (GO): DNA integration
Molecular function (GO): RNA-DNA hybrid ribonuclease activity; nucleic acid binding
Source: RefSeq, a predicted model, not a curated record